Molecule: messenger RNA, 1611 nt
Organism: Parascedosporium putredinis
Lineage: Eukaryota; Fungi; Ascomycota; Sordariomycetes; Microascales; Microascaceae
Source: the annotation of a GenBank genome assembly
AUGAAGUACGCCAAACUCCAGAGCGUCCUGUUCUUGCACGCCGUGGCCGCACACUGCACCCCGCGCGCCUAUGAUAGUGCCAACGACGUGACAUACAAGGGCCUCGUGCGGAAUGGGAUCGAAGUCUUCCUCAAUAUCCCCUACGGCCAGGACACCGGAGGCGCGAAUCGCUUCAAACCGCCGCGCCCGCACGUCCCCGUCGCCGGCAGCACCGUCAAGGCCCAAUCGUACGGCCCUUCGUGCCCGCAGCCCCUCGGAGCAAUCAACGCACCGCUUGCGCUGACCCCAAUCGUCGACGUUUCCGAGGAUUGCUUGAACCUCAAUAUUGCACGUCCGGAUGGGACGGAGGAGGGAGAUGAACUGCCUGUCAUUGUGUGGAUCCACGGUGGUGGCUUCUGGACGGGAAGCAAUAGCGAGAUCACGACGGCGCCGGAUGGGAUGGUCCAGCAGUCUGUCGAAAAUGGGAACCCCAUCAUCCACGUCGCGGUAAAUUACCGUCUCGGCUUUUUCGGGUUUGCACAGUCGGAUGCUUUACUAUCUGAAGGCUCGACGAAUGCCGGAAUGAGAGACCAGCGGCUCGCGCUCGAGUGGGUACGAGACAACAUUGAAUACUUUGGCGGCGAUCCCAACCGAGUCACCAUCUUCGGGCAGUCGUCAGGCGGCCUCGCUGUGGGCUUGCACCUCCUCGCCUACGGUGGCGAUAAACCCGUCCCCUUCCAGCGCGCCAUCGCCCAGAGCCAGUGUCUGGAGCCGGGCCUCACGGGCACCUUCACCAUCGACGCCAUGCAGGCCCUCGUAGACCAUAUUGGCUGCAACGAGGCCGACCUGCACUCCGACGAGACGGUAGAGUGCCUGCGCGCCUUUGACACCGAGAACCUCCUCAACGCGUCCAUCGCCACCAAGUUUGACGACCUCGCGCACAAUAUCGGCGAUAUCUGGCUCCCCUCCGUGGACGGGGAUUUCCUCCCCGCCGCGCCGUCGGAGCUGAUCCGUGACGGACGCCUCGCCAUCGUCCCCACCAUGUUUGGCUGGACGGAUAAAGACCUCAACAUCUACGUCAGCACGGAUGUCAAGACUGCCGAACAGACGCAUGAGCUCAUCUCAGCAUACCUCCCCGGCGUGACGAGCGACAAUAUCGAUACUCUUCUCUCACUGUACCCUGUCUCCGAUUUCGAAGCGGGAUCCAGCGAGGAUCUCGUGCCCGAAUUCCACCGCUCGGCGCGCAUCGUGAGGGACAUCAUCAUGUCCUGCGAACCGCUAUUCUACGCCCAGCAACUUCGCAAGCACGGAAACAAGGACCUCUACGUGUACGACUGGAACCAGACCGUCUUUGACCCCUUGCUCGAGCAUUUCGGCCUACCGGCAGGUAUGGGCCCGGACGAGGCGUUGCUGAGGCGCGGCUCGAGGACUUGGUCCACUUUUGCGACGUACGGCAAGCCUAGCCUCGAGGGCCACGAGACGUUUGAGGGUGUUGUGGGUCAACUUCAAGAUGAGCUAGAGAUCUAUGAACGCUUCCGCUUCCUUCAGACUGACGGAAUUGUGGACUGUGGCGCACAGUGGAGUAGAUGGGUACAAGAUCUAAACGUUGCUAAAUUUACUAUCUUUGCGUAG